AUGAAUGGUGCACCUAGUCCAGUUCAAAUGGAUGACACCAUGUUUAAUCUUACAAACAGUGUCAUUUGUAGGGUUGCAUUUGGUACUAGCCGUAAGGGUAAUCAAUUUGAGAAUGGUCAAAUUAAAGAAAUACUUGCUGAUUCCAUGAUUUUGCUCAGUGGUUUCUCAGUAUCAGAUUUAUUCCCAUCAUCAGUAGGUUGGAUCAUCGAUUUGAUCACCGGACUCCAUUCGAAACUUGAGAGAUGCUUUCGUAAUUUCGAUGCGUUUUUUCAAAAGGUACUCGAUGAACAUCUCGAUCCGUCGAGGCUAAAGCCUGAGAAUGAUGAUAUCAUUGAUGUUAUGCUCGGAUUAGCCCAGGAUCGUACAACUGUUCUCAAGCUAAAUAAAUAUCAUAUUAAGGCAAUUCUUGUGGACAUAUUUCUUGGAGCGGUGGACACUAGCUCAUGUACAUCAGUAUGGCUAAUGGCCGAGCUUGCUCGCAACCCUGGAGUGAUGAAAAAGCCUGAGGAGAUCAACAUGGAAGACGAGUUUGGGCUCAACAUUCGCAAAAAGGUGCCCCUUUAUUUGGUGCCUGUCAAGUACAAUUGGGAAGGCUACAAAACUUGA
Molecule: messenger RNA, 606 nt
Organism: Fraxinus pennsylvanica
Lineage: Eukaryota; Viridiplantae; Streptophyta; Magnoliopsida; Lamiales; Oleaceae
Source: the annotation of a GenBank genome assembly